AGGGCGGCGCCAGAGUAAGAACCUCAAGGGACCUGCGCGAGGGAGCGCCUCCCGGGCCCAGGAACUACACUUCCCGGGAGCCCUUGCGCGGACACCCGGGACGGGGCUCUCCGAGGGGCGGAGCCUGCGGAUGGUAGCUUGUGAGGCACUGAGGCGGCGCGGAUGGCGGGGCCUGUGAAGGACCGCGAGGCUUUCCAGAGGCUCAGCUUCCUGUACCAGGCCGCCCACUGCGUCCUUGCGCGGGACCCCGAGAACCAGGCGCUGGCGAGGUUCUACUGCCACACUGAGAGGACCAUCGCGAAGCGGCUCGUUUUGCGGCGGGACCCUUCGGUGAAGAGGACCCUCUGUCGUGGCUGCUCUUCCCUCCUCAUCCCGGGGCUGACCUGCACACAGCGCCAGAGACGCUGCAGGGGACAGCGCUGGACAGUACAGACCUGCCUAACAUGCCACCGCAGCCAACGAUUCCUCAACAAUCCUGAGCAUCUGCUCUGGGGAGACCGGCCUGAGGCCCAGCUGGGGAGCCAGGCAGAUCCCAAACCACCACAGCCCCUGCCAAACGCAGCCCACCCCAUUCCAGCGCACCUUCCCGAGGAGACAGUGCAGCCUCAGAGCUCCAGUCACCAGUGAUGGAUUCACCCUGUCUUUCAAGUAAAUAAAGUUUAAUUCUGUUUCACUUU
Messenger RNA from Ceratotherium simum simum (southern white rhinoceros), 677 nucleotides. RefSeq names its product ribonuclease P protein subunit p21. The record is from RefSeq and is a predicted model, not a curated record. NCBI's taxonomy places the organism in Eukaryota, Metazoa, Chordata, Mammalia, Perissodactyla, Rhinocerotidae. Gene Ontology annotation, molecular function: zinc ion binding. Gene Ontology annotation, biological process: tRNA processing. Gene Ontology annotation, cellular component: nucleolar ribonuclease P complex.